GCCGCAUCGCCAGCUGCGGAACCUUCGCCCGGAGGCUGCUAUGCUGUGGACUCGCUCGGAUUCUUCGGAAGGCUCCACUCCUGCCACGCGCCCUCUCCUCCAUGACUACCCCGGGAGCAGCCGCCCUGGGGAGGGUCAUGCCUUCCGGGACUCCUGAGCUCGCUGCCUUGGCGGCCGGCUCCCCCUCCUCUGCCUCCUUGAAUGGGGCCGGGGGGCUUCGCGAGGCCCCGGCUGCGCUGCGCGCCCAGAGUACGGCGCCGCCAGCCACGGCGGGGAGCCCGGCGGCCGCCUUGAACGCCGAAGUUCCCCUCAGCAGAGUCCCUCUUUCCGUCGCCCAGCAGCCCCGGGCGGCAUCUGCUCCCGCGGCGGGCAAAGGGGCGCCUCCGGCUCAGCAGCUCCCGAAGACGCCCGGCGCGGGGACCAGGCUGCCGGCCCCUCAGCCCGGAGCCCCCAAAGCCCCGCAGACGGUGACAAUACAGCUACCUGCUAACUUCCAGAUCCCGCCGGGAACGGUUCUUGUCAGAAGCAGCACUGGACAGCUGAUGCUGGUGUCCCAACAAGCACUUGCUCAAGUGCAAAGCCAGUCCCAAAAGAACCCAGUUGUACGGCAAUCAUUGCCUGCAAAUGCACCCACAGUCAAAAUACAGACUGUACAGAAUCCUGGAACUCAAGUACUGAAAGUAUCAGCUGCUCCUCAUACAACAGUGACUGGGACAACUUCUUCUGUUAAUUCUAAUGUUAAGAAGCCUGCUGUAAUCCAGUCAAUAGCAUCAACAAAUAAUAGCAGCACCACAGUUGUGGCUGCAAAGUCUUUGAUUACCGGACCAUUGGCAAAGCCUCCUAUUUCUGAUUCUUCUGCACUCACUUUUGCUCCAAAGCCAGUCCCUGACACAGAAAGUAGGACAGGAGCACAGGCCAGCACCUCUACAGAAAUGCAGGAAAAUGUGAAAAAGUGCAAAAACUUCCUUGCAACACUAAUAAAACUGGCAUCCAGUGGGCCUCAAGCACCUGAAAUGGGGCAGAAUGUGAAGAACCUGGUACAAAGUCUGUUGGAAGCCAAAAUGGAACCUGAAGAAUUUACUAGAAAACUGUACAUUGAGCUAAAGUCUACCCCUCAGCCCUAUCUUCUUCCUUUUCUCAAGAAAAGUAUGCUUGCCUUGCGGCAAUUAAUGCCUAACGCACAGGCUUUUAUACAGCAGUGUCUUCAACAAUCGGGACCACAAACAGCUCCUCCUAUUUGUAGCACAGCAUCAUCCGCUUCUUCGGUACUUGCUGCCAGCACUCCUGUGACUGCGACCUCUCUUAAAAUUCCGACGGGGAUACCCUCCCAACAGUCUUCAGGUCCAGUCCUCUGUACAUCAGGGGUGACAAAAGGAUCUGGUUCUCUUCAGCUUGUUCGGACCACUCCUGCUUUGUCAGGGACACUCUCCCUUCAAGGUGCCAGUCCCGUUCCCUCCACUAAACUGACUACAGGAAUAAAUACUGUGAGAGCUGUACACCCAGUCUCCUCCACUGCAAUGGUGGCCACUGGUACCACUUCUCUCCAGGCUGUGAAACCAGUCCGUACCCCUGCAAUGUCGUCUUCGCCUGCAUUUGCUGCUCUUAGUUCCGCAAAGAUAGUCUCUUCUGCUGCAGCAACAUCUCUACAAGCUCUAAAGCCAACCUUGACUACUGCUGCAGCAACUGCUACAACAGCAGUGACCACGUCUCUCCAAUCCGUAAUGCCAGUUGCUGGGAAACCAAUCACUAUCAGAGUUGCCCAUCCCAGUUCUGUCCUUUGCCAUUCAGCUCAGACAUCACAGGCUGUAAAGGUAAAGCAGCUGAUAGUCCAGCCGCCUUCAGGAAGUAUCUUGAAAAAAGUGGUCACACUCGAACAGGCUUCACUCCAUGCUGUGAACAAAUCGGGUGAAAAAAUGCCAUUAAACACUUUGAUCCAGUCUGGCCAGCUUCCUGCAGGUUCCAUUGUGAAACAAAUUACCCUGCCAGGAAACAAAAUUCUGUCGCUUCAAGCAUCUCCUGUUCAGAGAAAUAAAAUAAGGGAGAACGGAACAAAAUCCUUCAGAGAUGAAGAUGACAUCAACGAUGUGACUUCUAUGGCUGGGGUCAACUUGAGUGAAGAGAGUGCAUGCAUAUUCGGAUCAAAAUCUCAAGCAAUCGGCGCAAUUAUCCGGUCUUGUCCAGAAGAACUCUUCCUUUCUUCAGAUGCACUGCAGAAGAAGAUCCUAGAAAUGGGUAAAAGCCAUGACAUUACGGAAGUUAAUUCAGAUGUUCUGAACUUGAUCUCCCAUGCUACACAAGAGAGAUUAAGAGGGCUUCUGGAGAAACUAACUGUAAUUGCUCAGCAUCGUACGAUGACCUAUAAGGGGAAUGACAAGUACACAAUAACUAGUGAUACAAGGGCUCAGCUUAGGUUUCUUGAGCAAUUGGACCAGAUCGAGAAGCAGAGGAAGGAUGAAGAAGAAAGAGAGAUGUUGCUCCGGGCAGCCAAGAGCCGUACCAAUAAAGAACAUCCGGAGCAGCUGCGAUUAAAGCAGAAAGCAAAAGAGUUGCAGCAAUUAGAACUUGCACAAUUGCAGCAAAUGAAGGCUAACCGUGCAGCUCUGGCAGCCAUUGGGCCAAGAAAAAAGAGGCCACUGGAUUCAUCUGGACUGGAGGGCUCAAACAGAUCACCCAGCCUUGCGAAACCAAAUCUUCAUCCACGAAUAACCCGCAUCUGCCUCAGGGACUUGAUAUUCUGUAUGGAACAAGAAAAAGAGCUGAAGCGCUCUCUAGCCUUGUACCAAGCUCUUCUGAAGUAACGGCUAGGCGGUUUGCGUUUUGGCUUGCCAGCAUUUGUUGCCAAAGAAACACCUGUUUGCACUAUCUUGAAGCCUUGGUUUACAGUGAUCACCUGUUUCCUUUUCCUUUUCCUUUUUUUUUAAACAAAGGGAACCACCUAGAACAGUCUACUGGGUGGUCACUAGAAACAUGUGUGCUGCCUGAAUGCACUGGAGAUAGAAGGCUUCAGGAGCCUGCGAAGUUCAGUAUAGGCAACACGUGUCAGUAUUUCAAUCUGCAAUAUUAUCCCAUGAAUAUUGUGCCUUGUAAUGCUGCAUUUGGGGAAGGGUGGUAUGACGAAUGUAUUUAAUCACAAACCAGCAGGCAAGCAGCUUGCUUGCGGGUUGCCUACAGGAUUCAACCUCGCUAGCUGUCCUAGUUUUUAGAGUUUGCUAUAGCUAGCUGGAAGAGAAACCACUUGGGAGCAAGCCAAAGAAGUGCCAAAGUGAGAUCUGCAAUCUACUGCCUCCAAAGAAAGGAGGACUCCCCAGUGGCAUGGCUUGUGCUGCCAGUACUACUGGACAGAUGAAGCAAGCUGGAACUGUAAGGGUGCGGGCAAGGAGCGUUUGGAAAUGUAGUUGCCGAAGUCUAAAAGGCAAAUCUGGUGGAACACUUAACACAUUUCAUUUCCAGCAUAACAAUGACUUUGGAUGUGUUCGGUUUUGCAUCUGUGCAGACUUUAAAGCAGAGAACUAUCUUGGAGGCUCUUGCAGUAUGGAACGCAUUCCCUGCUUUAUAUAAAGUAUAUAGAAUGUAAUUAUUUGAUCUCCUGCUUCCUAUAUUAUGGGAAUCAAAGAGGAGACAUAUAAUUAUCAGGGAUUUGAUCUUAAACUAGAAGUUUGGAUGCAAUUCCGAACUCCGCUUAAUAGGGAGAAAAAUUCUGCUGUGGCAUUUCGUGGGAGAGCACAAAACUCUGCAAAGAGCUGAAGUGAAAGUUCUGGUGGACUUCUAAGCCUGCCGUGAAUCACUCAAGAAGAAGUUGGUUGUGGAGAGCCAUAUGAAGACAUCUUUUGCACUUUUCUACAAAUUCUGCACUACCCUGUGCUCAUAAUGUAUAACAUUGGGUGUAUACUGGGAUGGGUAAGAGAUAGCAAAUGAAUGUCUUUACCAUUAAAGUCUUUAUUUUUAAAGGCUUUCAAAGCUUUUGGGUAUGCCACCUUACAAAUUGGGGAAACUGUCGAACUUAAGAGACCAGGACUACUGCAGAAUGUUGAGAGGCUCUAAUCUAGUUACAGUUUCUCUGUUAGGAAAACUGAACUAAGUUAGUUAAACCUACACAGUGAAUUAUUUGUGUGUGUGUGAAAUGCCAGCAAUAUACUGAUGGGAUAAGAAGAAAGAUAAUUGUAUAAUAAAAAGAAUAGCUUUACUAUUUAUGUAAAGUACAGCAUUUCCCCGGUUGUG
Molecule: messenger RNA, 4218 nt
Organism: Zootoca vivipara (common lizard)
Lineage: Eukaryota; Metazoa; Chordata; Lepidosauria; Squamata; Lacertidae
Gene: TAF4B
Product: TATA-box binding protein associated factor 4b
Biological process (GO): DNA-templated transcription; transcription initiation at RNA polymerase II promoter
Cellular component (GO): transcription factor TFIID complex
Molecular function (GO): RNA polymerase II general transcription initiation factor activity; protein heterodimerization activity; DNA binding
Source: RefSeq, a predicted model, not a curated record